AUGAUUCAAAAGCUGUUAACCAGACCCUCAAACACUACGACUUCCCUCCCAGGGCUGGGAAGCCUUCUCCUAGGUUAUUUCAUUACACCUAAAGCCGAUGGCGGUGCGCACGACACCAGCCCGUUGGCUGAAGCAUGGGGGUUAAAGACCGGCGUCUACACGCCGCAGCAGCUGGUCGAAGGCUUUGCACCUCUGCUAGAUACUGUGGUCUAUCGCCUGGGUAAAGACCCUCCCGAUUCUAAACCCGCUCGUGUCCGGCUCCUUGACAACCUCGCCGCCAACCUUGCCACCGACACGCGCGAGGCCACGCUCCGUCUUUCUGAGCCCUUGGACCCGUCACGGUGGGAAAUGCUUGAGCAGGCCAAGCGUAUUGGCGAGUCCCUUGUGCAGUGGGCCCGCGAAUCCAGUGCCAAAUCAUUCGAUCCAGACAUGUAUUUGCGCAGUCCCUGCGAGGGCCACUUGCUUAUCCCGCCAAAUGUGGACCUGAUGUUUGGCUAUCGGAGCCAACCGCAUCUUAUGCAGCUGUUUAAUGAAUAUAUGCAUCAGAUGGUUCUCCUUCGCGAUGCACUUUUGCCAUUCAAAAACUAUCAGGAUGUUCUGAUCCCGCUCGAUGGCAAGGCUGCGCGAGGCAUUCGCCAUCUGGAGCAGGCACGGGCCCAAUUUCUUGCAGAGCUGAUGACGAAGCACACCACACAAUCGGCUAUUAUCAAAUAUGCAAAGGCUUUGCUGGCGCCCGGUCUGCUUCGCACGUCUACUGUCGGAUACGGCUUCCAGUACCCUCAGGGUUCCGUCCUGCCUGCGUUCCUCUCAGGCGGCCCAACCCCACUGCACCUUUUGCAGUACGUUCCGGUCAAGUUUGACGAGACUUCCAGCGAAGUUCUCUUCGAUUAUCAAUUCCAGGAUUACUACUCCGCACCUCACCUCGAGAUUCCUUCCGGCGUUGCGACUGCCGAGUUAGAUCAACAAAAUCUCUCAGCGGCGCAGCUCACAGAGAUCUCUCGGGUUCACAGCUCCAGUGUCGGCCUUGUUCCGUCUUCACAUGCGCAGUCCAUUCGCCAGCUCCAACUGCGACUUGGAUUUGAUGAUGGUAAGCGUACCGUUGUGGACCUUGGCCAGAUUGCCCGUGGCCAUCGCUACUCUUACAUGGCAUUGGAAUCUUCCGCCGCCGACCCAGUCGGUGGCCAUGGGAGCUCCGAGAGAGAUCUGAAUGACACCUCUACGCAGCUCAAAUCGACAGUAGUGCAUGACGCGGCGGCUGUGCUCGAGAAAUCUGAAAAAGGUCUUCUCACAGCCAAGGCUGGCGGCAUUCAUGUCAUUCCUACCGUCGAUCCCAUUGUCAGUCUGGCCUUAUUGGGGAAAUUAUAUCCGGAAAAUGUCAUCCUUCUACCUCAAGACGAGGGCUUGAAUCUUGCUCAACGCGCUGGAAAGGGCUUCGAACCCAAAUUCGUAAUAUGGGGUGGUGUGAAGUGGGGCGGGUUGAAAGGGGUGUUUUGA
Molecule: messenger RNA, 1494 nt
Organism: Xylona heveae TC161
Lineage: Eukaryota; Fungi; Ascomycota; Xylonomycetes; Xylonales; Xylonaceae
Exons: 1
Coding region: 1-1494 (497 amino acids)
Source: RefSeq, a predicted model, not a curated record